Molecule: messenger RNA, 792 nt
Organism: Akanthomyces muscarius
Lineage: Eukaryota; Fungi; Ascomycota; Sordariomycetes; Hypocreales; Cordycipitaceae
Exons: 1
Coding region: 1-792 (263 amino acids)
Cellular component (GO): cell wall
Molecular function (GO): manganese ion binding
Source: RefSeq, a predicted model, not a curated record
AUGCUCUUCACCGCGUCUACCAUCGUCCUCCUCACCGGCGUCGCCCUGGCCGCGCCCAGCAGCACCCUCAAAGCUCGCGACGUCGACAUCAACGCCGUCAUCCCGCCCGUCGUGCCCGUCAACGCCCGCGGCGGCAACGCCGACCUCAUCACCAAGCUCGUGACGUCGGCCACGGCCCUCGACCGGUCCAAGCUGCUCGACCAGCCCGGCGACUGGGUCUUUGACUUCAAGGACGUCAACGCCGCCGGCCGCUCCGAGGCCAAGGGCCAGGGCGGCCUGUCCAUCGCCGCCACCGCCAAGACCUUCCCGGCCCUCAUCGGCAACGGCGCCUCCAUGACCGUCGCCUUCCUCGGCCCCUGCGGCAUGAACACGGCCCACGUGCACCCGCGCGCCACCGAGCUCAACGUCGUCGUCCAGGGCCGCCUCGUCACAGAAUUUGUCCUCGAGAACGGCGCCAAGCCCGUCGCCAACACGCUCAGCACCUUUCAGAUGGCCGUCUUCCCCCAGGGCGCCAUCCACCAAGAGUUCAACCCGGACUGCACCGACGCCGUCUUUGUCGCCGCGUUUCCCGACGCCGACGCCGGCGUCAGCCAGGUCGCGCAAAACUUCUUCAGCCUCCGCCCGGACGUCGUGAGCUCGACCCUGGGCGGCGUGCAGACGCUCAACGGCAAGGACAUUGAGACGUUUCGCCACGCCAUCCCCGACAACAUUGCCCUCGGCAUCGACGCCUGCCUCAACAAGUGUGGCAUUCAGCGCAACGCCAAGCGUGACUUGACCGAGCUUUUCGAGUAG